AUGCCAGCUCCCCACCAUUCAUUACCGCCAGUUGAGGGAAAACCGCCAGUUGAUGUGAAACCACCUUCCCAUAAAUCGCCUAAGACACCACAUCCAUCGCCUCCACCACCACCCACUGAGAAACCUAUGCCAUCACCGCCAAAAGAAGGGAAACCACCAGUUGAUGCAAAACCACCUCCCUAUAAAUCGCCUAAGAUACCACAUCAAUCGCCUCCUCCGCCACCCACAGAGAAGCCUAUGCCAUCACCACCAGUUGAUGUGAAACCACCUUCCCAUAAAUCUCCUAAGACACCACAUCCAUCGCCUCCACCGCCACCCACAGAUAAGACUAUGCCAUCACCACCAGUGGAUGAGAAACCACCUUCCCAUAAAUCUCCUAAGACACCACAUUCAUCGCCUCCACCGCCACCCACAGAUAAGCCUAUUCCAUCACCACCAGUUGAUGUGAAACCACCUUCCCAUAAAUCUCUAAGACGCCACAUUCACCGCCAUCCACAUCGUCGUACAAAUCAUUUGGUGAAACCGUCGCCCGUACAGAAGCCUGCACAGCUCCGCACAUCCAUCGACGCCCAUACAUAA
Messenger RNA from Impatiens glandulifera, 579 nucleotides. RefSeq names its product early nodulin-75-like. The transcript has a single exon. The coding region runs from base 1 to 579 and encodes 192 amino acids. The record is from RefSeq and is a predicted model, not a curated record. Lineage: Eukaryota; Viridiplantae; Streptophyta; Magnoliopsida; Ericales; Balsaminaceae.